Molecule: messenger RNA, 1042 nt
Organism: Salpingoeca rosetta
Lineage: Eukaryota; Choanoflagellata; Craspedida; Salpingoecidae
Exons: 9
Coding region: 57-917 (286 amino acids)
Source: RefSeq, a predicted model, not a curated record
GAAAAUUGUCCAUAUUUUCCACUGAAACGGCACGCAGAGAGAGGACAGCGCAAGAAAUGUGGCUUGAGGUUGUGUUGGCUGGUGGCAGUGCGCUGGCGGCCGUGCUGCUGGUCUACCUGUAUCGCUCCAAAUUUAUGCUGCCUCGCCACCCUGAGGCCCCGGACACGCCCCGUUCAGGAAACCCCGCAGAUGAGGUGGUGCUGUACAGCUUUCCACCAGUGCCGGGCACCCUGUUCUCGACAAGCCCCUUUGGUGCCAAACUCGAGAUUUUCCUGCGGCUCGCCAACAUUCCAUUCACCACCAAGCCUGCAGACUUGGCGCGUGCUCCGAAAGGCAAGGUGCCAUACAUUCAGCAUGGCAACAACCUCAUUGGCGAUUCCACCUUCAUCAUUCGCUACCUUCUCGCCACGUAUGGCAAGCCACACCAGUCGUACUUUGGCAAGCUCCGCCUGUCCCUGACACCCUAUGAAGUCAGCAUCGGCCAUAUGGUGCAGGUCCUCUGCGAGACCAACAUCUACAACGCUCUUCUGUGGAGCCGGUGGCUGUGCGGGGAGAGCGACUUUGUGAAGAACAACUUCUUUGGCAUGAUUCCGCGCCCGAUUCGCGGUCUCAUCUUCGCCAUGGUCCAGCGCAGCAUGUUCGACUGGCUCUGGGGCCAAGGCUUCAUCCGGCAUUCGCCUCACGAUGUCGUCACGCUGAGCAAGCUGGACAUUGAUGCAAUCGACACGCUGCUUGGCAACAAGAGCUUCCUCUUUGGCGACGAGCCCACCGUGUACGACUGCACAGCCUUCUCCUUCCUGGAGCCGUUUGUCAACUCCGACCUUGAGCUCCAGGGUCUGCGCACGUACGUGUGUUCAAAGGGUCGUAUCGUCAACUUUGUCAACCGCAUGCGACACCUCAUUCCACAAGACAAGUAAACGCACACACCCACACCCACACACACGCUCACAAGUACGCACAGCUGUUUAUUUAUUGUCAAGGGAGAAAGGAGGAAUGUAACUGGCGGAGAGUAAGUCAGCCAAAGCGCAGCUGAAUACGAAAA